Cryptosporidium muris RN66 is the source of this 1755-nucleotide messenger RNA. RefSeq names its product nuclear prelamin A recognition factor-like protein, putative. The record is from RefSeq and is a predicted model, not a curated record. The transcript has a single exon. Bases 1 to 1755 code for a protein of 584 amino acids. Gene Ontology annotation, molecular function: 4 iron, 4 sulfur cluster binding. NCBI's taxonomy places the organism in Eukaryota, Apicomplexa, Conoidasida, Eucoccidiorida, Cryptosporidiidae.
AUGUUCUCUACUGCUUUAAAGAUUGGAGAUCUUGAUGAUUUCUUACAGUUAACUCAAGAUUGCGUUAAACCUUUACUAUCAUCAGGGAAUACAUCUAUAAAACCAGACCUAAUUAAGCAGUCAAGUUACAAGAAGAAAAGACAAGAAGAGUAUAAUGAUACUAACUCCCGAUAUAAUGAAGCUUAUAUAUCUAAAGAUGGAUCUAAAUAUGCCGCUACAGUAAAUGUUGUAGACUGUUUAACAUGUAGUGGAUGCGUUACAGCAGCUGAGACCAUACUACUGCAACAUCAUAAUACUAAUGAGUUUUUGAAGAAUGUGAAACUCAAAAAAUUAACUAUAGUAUCUAUAUGUAAUCAAUCUUGUGCUGCUUUUGCUUCUUUAUUGAAUAUACAUCCUGUAGAAGCGAUGAUGAGACUGUGUGGGCUAUUUAAGUAUCUAGGUGCAAAGUAUGUCAUAAAUAGCACCUUGUCAGAGUUUGUAAGUCUUUUGGAAGCCAAAGAGGAGUUUAUUUUUAGGUAUAAAUAUAAAGAUGGCCAGAAUAUACCAGUAAUUGUUUCCCAUUGUCCUGGAUGGGUAUGUUAUGCUGAAAAAACUUUGGAUCCAUCAGUAAUUCCAAUGUUAAGUAGGGUACGUUCAUCUCAACAGAUACAAGGGGUAUUAGUUAAAAAUUUGACAUGUUUUGCUCAUAAUUCAAAGGUCUUACUAUAUAAAUGGAAACAAAUAUGGUCAUAUUCAAUGAAAAUUAAACAAAUUGCUGAACAGUUUGAUUUUGUUGAACAACACGAAUUAUAUCAUGUUUGUAUUGCUCCUUGCUAUGAUAAAAAGUUGGAAUCUGUUAGAAGCUAUCUGCCAACAUCUACUAUAAAUUCAGAUAUUCUUGAAGUUGAUACAGUCCUAGCUACAGUUGAAAUUCAAGAUCUUAUAAAGUCAAGUGGUUUCAAUUCACUUUUGGAUAUACCUAAGAGAGAUCUUGAUAAUUUGUGGCUUGACUUAGAUUUUAUUAUAAAUAUGAACUCUUCAGUAGGUCAAAAUAAUGAAAUAAGCGAUUUAACUAUAGAAAACUCCGCUGAUUUAAAAUGUAUUCAAGCAACCUGUAGCGAUAUAAUUAAUGGUAAACGAAAUAAUACUUGGUUAUUACCAUCAUAUUAUAAUUCUGGUUCUGGAGGUUAUUGCGAAUAUAUAUUUAGAAGUUCAGUAAUGGAAUUAUUUAAUGUUGAAAUACCCAAAGAUACUACACUAGAGUAUACACAUGAUAAUUCUGGUAUCCUACAAAUAUGUUUUAAAAUUAAAAAUGAGGUGAAACUAAAGUUUGGUAUUGUUAAUGGGUUUAGGGCUAUACAAGGAGUUGUUAAGAAAUUAGAUAUAAGGAGAAAAGAAGAUUCCACGGAGGUACCUCAGAAAUCUGCAAAAGAUACAUUUCACUAUUUAGAGAUUAUGGCGUGUCCUUCUGGAUGCACUAGUGGUGGUGGCCAAAGUUUAAAAUUGGAUUAUUUAUCUCAGAAUGAUUCAGAAGGAGAUAAAUAUAAACAAAGGGUUCAAUUCCUCCAAAGUAUAAGUGCACUUCUUCAUAAUACAAAUAGUAAAGACUAUAAUAUACGUGUGGUCACUCCAGAAAGUCUUCCAAUUGUAUUGGAAUUAUAUAAAUAUUUAAAGCAUAUAGAUGAUAUGAGUGCAAUAUAUGAAAUUCAAUUACCAGUUUUACGUAGUGACUUUGCUCCCAUUUCUGGGCCACAAUCUUCUUCAUUAAAAUGGUAG